Messenger RNA from Lingula anatina, 2206 nucleotides. RefSeq lists its product as uncharacterized. Gene Ontology annotation, molecular function: catalytic activity. Lineage: Eukaryota; Metazoa; Brachiopoda; Lingulata; Lingulida; Lingulidae. The record is from RefSeq and is a predicted model, not a curated record.
UUUUUUUUUUUUUUUUUUCGUGCAUCCGAAGUCACAGUUAGGGCACAUUCAGAAUAACUUAGUCAACUAACAUAUCUGAAACACAGAGAAACACUCUUAAAACCGAAUAAAGCGUAUAUCUCCACGGUCAUAUAACAUCUCUAGGUAUGUAUGUCAUAUACAUGUAAUUAUCCUUACAAGCACCUUGCGCUGCCUCUGUUUGGUUUAAUUACAUUUAAAAUGUCAAGAGGAUCACAUCUUUUCAUAAAGUUGCUACAUCCUGUCUAAUUUAGUGGUGGAAUACAUAGACAGUUGUUAAUGUAGUGGGAAACGUUCUUGAAUUUUAAGCAUUCAAAGAUGGCGUUAAUUUAUUUGUGUUAACAGAAAAUGACGCCAGACUCUCUUUUAUUUAUAUGACAAUACAUUAAUGUGUUUUGUUAUUAUGUCGUUUUCUAUUCGUGUUUUUGUGAUUUAAUGGAUGUAUUAUCCAAGAACAAAAGAAAAAAGUAAUGCAAUAUUUACUUAAUGGGAGUCCUAGGGAUAGUCCCUAUGGCACAUCCUCGCAUAUUCAUAAGGUUCUCCAUUAUGAAAUACUUGUUGCUUACCAUCACUAUAGAAAAACUGACUUUCUCAUUACAAAUCUUUUAGGCACGACGUAACAGUUAAAGCGCAUUCAAAGCAAGCUGCAUGCACCAAACAAGAUAAUGCAAGGGUUUUCAUCACCGGCGUUGGUGCUGUUGGCUGCCGUUCUUCUUACGGGAACUAUCAGUUGGAAAUACGUUGCUGCACUUAAUGAUACUACUGAGCCGAAUCCAGAGGUACUAGAGCAACCCUCCGACCUGGAAUUUGUUACCUUUAACACAGGUUUGCGCGUUGAUGACGUUCCCGAGUAUGAAACCCGCAGAGAUGCAUUUCUGGAUGCAGUAACAAAUGGAAGCAUUCCUGGCGAUGUCGUCUGCCUACAAGAAGUUUGGGAAGCAGACGACUUACGCGCCAUCGUUAAUGCCGCCGUGUCGCAGUUUCCUUACUCCCACAGCGCAUUGCACAUUUCGGACGGUGUUCUGUCUAACGCUUCAUCAACCCCUGCCUGCAAAGAGGUGGCUAUUGCUAAUGUGGUACAGUGUCUUAAUAAGUACUGUCUUGGAUCAACUGGACUACAGACCGUCAUGUGUGCUUUAUCGACGUGCAAGAAAGCAUUUGCUUCUCUAUCGCAAGACUGUCUUUCGUGUCUUAACCGCGUUUUUGCGUCGUUCCAUACAGACAACUUGACUGUCGCCGUUGUACAAGCCAGGAUGAAGGUGUGCUUAGUCACUCCUUAUCCGACCACCUUUGGAUUGCUGCUUCUGAGUAAAAAACCUUUGGUUGACCCCGAAGUUGUUAAUUACCACGAAGGAAAUUCUCUGAUACUCCCAAGAGGAUAUAUUAAAGCAAAGAUAGAGGCUUACCAAUUAUUUUGCACUCAGUUAGUCGCACAGUUGCACAGAUAUCUUUACCUUGAAGUUGGACCAUUCACGAACUUCGCAGAACAGAGUCUCUUUGAGAUGGAUUCUUUGUUAAAGGCGUCCAAGUCAAGUUACGUGAAUAGUAUCUUGAUAGGCGACUUUAACUCUAAUCCAGCCAUCCCUAUAUACGGUAUACCAGGUUCUUUAAUAGACACAUACGAUCUUGUAAGUCAGUGGUACUUCUCUCCGUACCUGCUGUACAUUGGGAAAUGCACAUACUGCGCAGGAAAUCCUUUGACUCCACCAUUGGAACCAAACAAAUUGUACGACCAUAUCUUUGUGCCGACAUGUUGGUGGAGUUACGAGAAAAGAAAAGGCGUGAAGAGGGUCUUGGAGUCCCACAUUCCAGGCCAGCAAUUUCCUUUAUCCGACCAUUAUGGGGUGUCUGUCUCAUAUGAGAAAUGGUCAUGGCAGUUGGGAGAAGAAAAAUAACAGUUUUAUUCGUCCACGUUUUCUUUCACCGAAGAUUUUCAAGAUUAUUAAAGGCACACAAUAAGCAUUUGACCUUCACAUAGCAUAGCAAAAAUUUAAUUAUUCCGGAAUUUCCUGUUACCAAAGUAUAUCAUUAACCAAAGAUAGAGACGGUUGAGUUUCAUUCCUAACUAAUUAAAAUAAAUAAAUAAAUAAAUACAGAACGUGGAUGAAUCUAUGGAUCUUUUUUCAAGGGUUUUGGAUAGCGUAUAUCUUGGUGCUGAAGGCGAAACAGUAAACAUUUUGUAACAGAA